AUGAGCGACGGAUCUUCAUUCUCUUUGAUUACGUUCUCUUAUAAUCGAAAUGAAAGAGAUCAUAUUGUAGUGAUUCCAUUUAAUCUGAUGCUGGAUAACUUUGCAAGGCCAAUUAACAGUUGCCAAAGUACGAGAACUUUUUGGAAAGUUGAUUUAUUCAAUGAAUCUGGUCCAGAGUGUAACGCUUAUCGCCAAACUGUCCAUUUUCAGGUAAGGUCAAUACGUAGAGACUUUAGUGGUUAUUAUCUUACAAAUAUUCUAACUGGAAACUGGACUCGAAUAAUCGAUUUUAUUCCAUUGGCUCUCGAUGCGACUCCAGGUUAUGUUUUCCUCGUUCUUUCCUCUGACAGUAAUUUUACCAGAUAUCGAUAUUCAAUGCACUUUGUCAAUGCAACUUAUUCUGUCUUUCCCCACCCGAACGAAACUACUUUCACUCAUCCUAAUAUCGGUAAUGCAAAUCGAAUAAUUUCACAAAUUUAUUACUAUGGUUUUACUCAUCCACGAGUCAUAAUUACACUUAAUCAGUAUUCUUACACUGAUUCAAUUGUUUUGUGUCCAUUUCUAAACAAUUCAUGUAUUGAUUGUUUUACAACCAAAGUUUUUAAUCCGAAUGGUAAUUUUCUUCGAUAUUGUCAAUGGAGACGAGGAAGUUCAUUAUCAUUGGGUGAAUGCUCAAUCGGUGAUACAAAUUCUUCUACUUCAAGAGAAACUACACUUACGAAUCAAACAGUAAAUCCAUGUUUCAGUCCAACUAAUAUCCAAAUAGACUACACUCCUGAUGAACUGACAUUUGAUUUAAGCUUCGAACUCCUUGGUUUCCAUUCAAGAUAUGCAAAUAUUUUCCCCUUGAACUUCACUUUAGUCAACAUUACAACACUUUCAUUCAUAGAAAACUGUACUGUUGUGAGGUAUAAAGAGUCAAAGAUUUAUCUCAACUGUAAUCGGGUGAAUUCUGGUCAAUAUCAAUUAUCGAUUCUUAUGCUCAGACGACGAGGUCCAUUUGGAACAGGAGACAUUGAUAACUUGAUCACUUAUAGUGAUCCUUUUACCAUCGAUUCACCCUCAUCUCUUUAUAUCCUGUUGAUAAUAUUACGAGUUUUCUCCUUUACUAUCUCAGUGAUCGUUCUCAUUGUAUUUCAUUAUUUUUUAUUUUUUUCGUUGUAUUUUAAAACCAAAACCUCCGUCAUAUCAAAACAUAACAAAACAACGAGAAAAGAGUCUUUUGAAAAAAAAGUCUAA
Molecule: messenger RNA, 1239 nt
Organism: Panonychus citri (citrus red mite)
Lineage: Eukaryota; Metazoa; Arthropoda; Arachnida; Trombidiformes; Tetranychidae
Exons: 2
Coding region: 1-1239 (412 amino acids)
Source: RefSeq, a predicted model, not a curated record